Messenger RNA from Camellia sinensis, 1918 nucleotides. Its product is annotated as heparanase-like protein 3. Gene Ontology annotation, cellular component: plant-type cell wall; membrane. Lineage: Eukaryota; Viridiplantae; Streptophyta; Magnoliopsida; Ericales; Theaceae. Gene Ontology annotation, molecular function: beta-glucuronidase activity. The record is from RefSeq and is a predicted model, not a curated record.
AAUACUAAUUAUAUAUAUAUAUAUAUAUUCGUUCUUCUCCACCUCCAAUUGCAAAUUCUGUAGCCGCCCAACUUCUUCUUCCCUCCAAUGGCCUCCCUUUCACAACCCAUUUAGGAGAUAGAUUAGUGACAGAGAUCUUCAAAAUUUUCCUGAAUUUUGAAGAUGGGUUCUCUGGUUUUGGCAAUGGGUUUUUGUAUCUGGUUUUGUUUCUUCACUUUCAACUUCAUUUCUGUGAACUCACAGAGUGGUGGAACUGUUGGAGGCACUGUUUUUGUAGAUGGGAAGAGAGGCAUUGGAAUAACAGACAGUGAUUUCAUUUGCGCAACUUUGGAUUGGUGGCCUCCUGACAAGUGUGAUUACGGGACUUGUAGCUGGGACCAUGCUUCUCUGCUCAAUCUGGAUCUCAAUAACAAUAUUUUCUUAAAUGCCGUAAAAGCUUUUUCACCACUGAAGAUUAGAUUGGGUGGCACUUUGCAAGAUAAGGUCAUCUAUGAAACUCAAGAUCAUUCGCCACCCUGCAUCCCAUUUUCUACAAACGCCUCAGAGUUGUUUGGUUUCACCAAGGGGUGCCUGCCCUUGUCCAGAUGGGAUGAACUUAACGCCUUCUUUAAUAAAUCCCGGGCUCGAGUUAUUUUUGGAUUGAAUGCUCUCAAUGGAAGAUCCAUUCAGGCUGAUGGUUCUGCGGCAGGAACUUGGGAUUACACAAAUGCCAAAUCUUUUAUCCGUUACACCGUCGAGAAGGGUUACACAAUCCAUGGAUGGGAGCUCGGAAAUGAAUUGAGUGGGAGCGGAGUCGGGGUCAGAGUUGCAGCCAAUCAAUAUGCCUCUGACACAAUUUUUCUACAAAACAUAGUGCACAAUAUUUACAAGGGUACUGAACCGAAGCCACUAAUCAUAGCGCCUGGAGGAUUCUUUGAUGCAACAUGGUUCAAAGAAUUCAUGAACGAAACCACCAAUUCCCUAGAUGUCAUCAGUCAUCACAUAUAUAAUCUUGGUCCAGGAGUGGAUGAACACUUGGUUAAAAAGAUUCUAGAUCCAGACUAUCUUGACGGCGAGGCAGAUACAUUUAGCAGGCUCCAAAGAACCCUCAAGAAUUCUCCAAACUCGCCAAUUGCGUGGGUAGGUGAGGCAGGAGGGGCUUACAACAGUGGCCGCAAUCUUGUCACCAAUGCCUUUGUGUUUAGUUUCUGGUAUUUGGAUCAACUUGGAAUGGCAUCUGCUUUUGACACAAAAACAUACUGCAGACAGUCUUUGAUCGGAGGAAACUAUGGUCUACUCAAUACUACUACCUUCGUGCCAAAUCCAGACUAUUACAGUGCACUUCUGUGGCACCGAUUAAUGGGAAGAAAAGCUCUAUCGACAAGCUUUUCAGGGACAAAGAAGAUACGCUCAUAUGCUCAUUGUGCAAAGCAUUCUCAAGGAAUUACAUUGCUAAUGAUCAACCUAGACAACUCCACCACUGUCGAGACUAAGCUAGCUUUGAAUAGAACUCGGACACUGCGACACAAACACAAGUCUCACAGUCACAAAACAAAGCCUAUUCAACUACUUCAAGGAAAAAAGAAAAGCAGAAUGACAAGAGAGGAGUACCAUUUGACAGCAAAGGACGGGAAUUUACACAGCCAGGUUAUGUUGCUUAAUGGGAAUGUUUUAACUGUAAAUUCGUCAGGGCAUAUACCCCCAUUGGAGCCUCAAUAUGUAAAUUCAUCGGAGCCCAUAACUGUUGCUCCUUUUUCUAUUUUGUUUGCUCACUUCCCAAAUGUUGUUCUUCAUGCUUGUAGGUAGGAGAGUAUAGAUUGAGCCAAAAUUAGUUCCAUUUAGUGAUUCAUCAAAAAAGAAAUAGAAUAUUAUGCAUUUUUUUAAAAACAAUUCUGGGUGAAGAUGAAAAUGCAAUUUUUUAAAGUAUCGUUUUAAUGUA